UGUGCAUGGUUUGCUAAAUCAGCAGAAACAUGACAGUGGUGCACUAUAUAAAGAGUUCAGGUUUCUCUGCCUUGUAUUUGAUGCGCAAUUGAAACUGGACCAUGAAGAAUCUUGCAUCAUACGUUUUAUUCCUUCUCUGCUGCGGUUUGGUGUGGUCUGAGCUGAAAACAGUGAGAAAAUUCUUAAGGGAGAAGGUCAUCACUUUCCCAAAGCAAACCACUGAAGACUAUGUACAGCUCCAUUCAAACGAAACCAUGGAUUUCUCUAAAAUUACUGUGUGUCUGCGAUUUUACACUGAUGAAGUGACUAAAACCAUUAUUCCAUUUUCUUUGUCCACACCUACCCACUUGGCUGAUUUUACUUUAACAUGGUCACCACAUACAAAACAGUACUUUCUGACUGUUCAUAAAGGCAAAGCAGCAUUUAAUGGUCUACCAUUUCAUCUGAACCAAUGGAACUCAGUUUGUGCAACCUGGGAUGCCGGCAGUGGUCUUGCACAGAUGUUUGUCAAUGAAGUACCCAGUGUUAAAAAGGCAAUAGGCCCUAAAGCUUUUAAAGGAGAGGCCAAAAUAAUACUUGGUCAGUAUCAGACCGGACCCUCUAGCUUCAGUCCAGAUUACGUGUUCACAGGUUUCAUAUCAGAUGUGCACGUCUAUAAGGAUGUGUUAACCCCACGUCUUAUUAAGAACUACAUGGAGGCACAGAUCAAAUAUAAACUGGGUGAUUUUAUAAACUGGCACAAUCUUAAACACACUCUUGUCGGGUCUGUGCAAGUGGAAGAGAGAAAUCACGUAACAUUUUAUACUAAGCAAGAUGUGAAUUAAGGUAACACUGUAUUGCAUUGUAGCCUACUACCAUCUAUGUGCAAAUUGUUGUGAACGAACUCUGUACUGUGAUUUUAGGCUGAUCAAAUAAAUAAAUGACAUUGAACAGUGA
Messenger RNA from Misgurnus anguillicaudatus (oriental weatherfish), 936 nucleotides. RefSeq names its product jeltraxin-like. Lineage: Eukaryota; Metazoa; Chordata; Actinopteri; Cypriniformes; Cobitidae. The record is from RefSeq and is a predicted model, not a curated record.